CAUGAAACAUAAUCCAAAAAGAACAAGAGAAGCUUUUUCUGCUGAAGUGAAUCAGAGAGUAGCUACACUUGCACUGAGUGAAAAUUUGUAUUUGAACAACAAAUCAAAUGAUCAAUAUGAUUGGUUUUGGGCUGAUGGCUCUAAACUUGGGUCCAGAAGUUAUUGGAAAGAUAAAGCACCAACGUUAAAACCUAAUGAGAGAAACUCUACUUGUGUAGUUGUUGCUAGAGACGGACAAAGUAAAAAAAAUUGGAUGCAUAAAUCGUGUGAUGAAUCGUUUGGUAGUCUUUGUAUGCAUAAAUCCGGAACCUGCGCAGCUAAUUGGGAUAUUCAUCAUAACUAUUGUUAUAGAUUUUUCACUACAGAAAAUAUGAGAACUUCGUUCAACAAUGCAAAUAAGUAUUGCACUGAUAGAAAGAGUACAAUGUUACAUAUAAAGACGGAAAACGAUCAGAAUUUUGUUAAUAGACGUCUUGCUGGAUAUUUUAGUUCUGGGGCAAGAUAUUUAUGGUUAGGAAUUAAUGAUGCAGGUUCAAAUGAUCGAGAUCGAUGCAAAUUUAAAUGGACUGAUGGAACUUCUAUUACAAGCACUUAUAAAAAUUGGCUGUCAGAUACCCCUCUCUGCUUUCCCAAUACGAAAAUUAUCUCUUAUGGAUAUAUUUUCACGGGUGAUCGAGCUGGUAGAUGGAGAACGAGUGAAAAUCCGGCUCAAUUGAACGCAUUUGGUUGUAAGAUUAGAGUAGGUCAAGAACCUACUGAACCAACUCAACCUCCCGUUCAAUAUUCUUGCCCAAGUGGAUGGAAGUUGAAUGAUAAAAAGUGCUAUGCAUUCUUCGAUUUAAAAAUGAAUUUCUUAGAAGCCCGUGAUCAAUGUUUAAAAAAUGAUUCACAAUUAGUACAAGUGUAUUCUCCUGAUGAAAACGCCUUUGUCACUGGUCUUAGUAACAACGUUAUCUAUAUGGGGUUGGCCAGUCUUACUCCAAAAGGCAAUUACACCUGGAUAGGUGUGCCAAGUGGAAUACCUAGUUAUACGAAUUGGGCUCCAGGAGAACCUAGUCAUACACAUGGUAAUAUAGAAGAAGAUUGUGGAACAAUGAAAUUUUCACCUGAGACUGAUAAAGGAAAAUGGAAUGAUGUACCUUGUGAUUAUAAGUAUAGUUUCGUUUGUGAAAAGCCUGCGAGUGUGGUUGGUAAUCCUACUACUCCUCCAGUGACAGUUCCAACUCCGAGCUGGACAAAUAAAUGUGGUAUCAAUUGGUCUGAUCGCCUUAGAUCUCCCUAUUGUUAUAUGGUUAUAUCCACAACUAUUUCGUGGCUUUUCGCGAAAAGAACUUGUAAUCACUAUGGUGGGGAGUUAGCUUCCAUACACGAUGCUGCAGAAGAAGCGUACAUAAGAGAACUUGCUGUUCAAGGUUCACAGUCAGCUUAUUGGAUAGGGAUGAAUGACAGAUCUCAGAAAAAGUUUUGGAAAUGGUCAGAUGCUAGUCCCGUGAAUUUUAUAAACUGGGGCCCGUCUUUCCCUAAUCCUUCUGCAGGUAAACGAGAUUGCGGUGUGUAUGUGCCAGACAAAAGAGAAUGGCAAACUCGCGACUGCCGAGGAGGAAGAAACGGUAUUGUCUGUAAAAAGAGAGGAAAACUACCUGAUGGUCCUGCGACAUCUCCAGCAACUCCCCCUGUAACAAAACCGGGUAUGAAAUAUGGAUGUCUAGCUGGAUGGAAGGAAUGGUCUCAAGGAAAACACUGUUACAAAUUUAUUAACGAAACAAAGACUUUUGACGAAGCCCGUAGAGGAUGUCAAGAUUCCGCGAUAGGUGCCGAUUUAGUAUCAAUUCAAUCAACGGAAGAAAAUGACUAUAUCUUUGGAAAUUUAAAUCAAAUCGGAAGUUCUAACGGCGUUCCAAGAGCAUGGAUAGGAAUGAGAAACAUUUUUGGCUAUGGUCAUUUUGCCUGGUUAGAUUUAAGUGAAUUUAGCUUUUCAAACUGGGGUGAUAGUCAACCGGAAAGCUCUAAUACAAUUGGUUCGAAAUGUACUAGUAUGAAUCUACAAAAUAAUCGUUGGAGAACAAACGAUUGUACAAACAAUUUACAAGGUUUUGUUUGCAAAACGAAAAAAAUUUUGGUUCCUGCAGUUACGCCAACGAUAGCUAAUUGUCCAAUGGGCACUGACUUCGAAUACAGACACUCGUGUUAUAAACUAGUUAGGAAUCAAAUGAGCUUUGACAACUCAAGAAAUAAUUGUAAUAGUACAUUCGAUGGCGAUUUAGUCGAUAUGGCUGAUAAGCAAGAAUUGGCUAGAAUAGUUGGUGAACUGCCUAGACACGAAGUAGCUCAUUUCUGGAUUGCUUUUUCAAAUAGAGGUUCAAGUGGAGGAAAGGAGUGGAAAUGGGUUACAGGUAUGCCAAAUGCUGUAACUAAUUGGGACGAAGGGGAGCCCGAACAAAAGGAAGGUUUAUGUGCUGUCAUUGAGUCAGGAAGACAUAUGGGCUUAUGGAAGACUCGGAGAUGUGGAAUAGAAAUUUGGCAUAUAUGCAAGAGAACGAAAAUCGGUUGGACAACUCCACCAUUACCUACUACAACUGCCAUUCCUGUUUGUCAUGAGGGCUGGGAACCCCCAAGCUUUGUAACCGAUUCUAAUGCUUGCUACAAGAUAUUUCGAGAGAGUAAAACUUGGCAAAGCGCAAGAGAAUACUGUAGCAGUAUCGGAUCUAAAUUAGCCACAAUUCAUAGCGAUAAAGAAAAUAUGCACAUAGGACGUCUAACGCCCUUUGACCAGUAUUGGAUCGGUCUAUAUAACAAUUCCGGAAAGCAUACUUGGGUAGAUGAAUCUCAAGUUGAUUAUGAAAAUUGGGAGCCAAAUCAACCAGAUAGUCAUAACGGAAUGGAAAAUUGUGUUCAAAUAAAUACUCAAGGAACUGCUGGAGAUAAAUGGAGAUAUAAAAGUUGUUUCGUUAGUCAGCCAUUUGUUUGUAGAUUGGAGAAAGGACAAAAACCAAAAGAUCCUCCGACAUUACCCCCACCACCCACUGCGAUAUGCGGCAACGAUGAUAGUUGGAGAAAAAUAGGAGACUAUUGUUAUUACGUAUCUAAGGUUAAUGAAGAUAAGAAUUGGUUUAGAGCUAGAGAGUUUUGUAAGAGAAAUGGUGGAGAACUAACAAGUAUCCAUGAUGCUGAUGUUAAUAAUAAACUGACAUCUUGGUCUAGUAGCUUAACUCAUGUAAGGAAAACAUUCUGGAUUGGUUUGAAUGAACUUGAGAGAACUGGAUAUAAGUGGAGUGACGGAAGUCCUAGAGACUUUUUCAAUUGGGCCCCAGGAGAGCCUAAUGACCAUCAUUUUGGCCAGCUAUGUGUUAAUUUAUAUAGUUUUAGCAGUUUCUGGAACGACGAUAAUUGCGGUGACGUUCUACCCUAUAUAUGUAGAAGGUGGAAUGGAACAGGUACCCGACCAACAAUUCCUCCCGAUCCUCCAAUGCCUGGCUUUUGCCCAGAGGGAUUCUUUUCAAUAGAUAAUCGCUGUUAUAAAGCAUUCAAUGACUUAAAAACGUGGGAAGAUGCAGUCGUUGCCUGUAGAAAUUUAAGCUCAGAUUCAUUAGUUCCUUACGAUUUGGCGAGUGUAAUAAACAGUAGAGAGCAAAAAUUAAUUAAUGUUGUUGUUGGAGAUGCCGCUUACAGAUUUUACAAAGAUAAUCCUGGUACAUCAAAAACUAUUACAUAUUGGAUUGGACUUUCGAGUAGAGUUAGAGAUAGACCUCAAAAGUUCCAAUGGGUCGAUAACGCACCUUUUGACUAUAGCAACUGGGCUGAUGGUGAACCAAAUGGUCAACCUUAUGAAGUUCAAUGUACUGAGGCAUAUUCAAAUAAUGACCGUAACUAUGGAAAAUGGAAUGAUCAUGACUGCAAUUCGGACAUUGGAUAUAUAUGCCAAUAUAGAAAAAAUGCUCAAAACGAGAUUACCUCUGCUCCUCCACCUCCUCCCAGAUGUGAUAAUGGAUGGGAUGCAUACAAUCAUAAUUGCUAUAAAUUCUAUUCCAAUAAAUCAACGUGGGAGGAAGCAAACAAUAAAUGUAAAGAAGGGAGAGGAACAUUGGCUUCAAUACAUGGACUGGCUGAGAAUUCUUACUUAGAGCUAUAUAACGAAAUGAAUUCUAAUGUUGAUGAACUUUGGAUUGGUUUAAAAGCUAUAGAUUCGAAUGCAUCCUCCAUAACUUACGAAUGGAUAGAUAAGUGGCCAGUUACCUAUACUAAUUGGGGGACACAGCAAUCAUGUGGAGCAGAAUGCGGUUGUGUUUCAAUGUCUAAAAAUGGCACAUGGUCGGAUAUAAAAUGUUCCACGAAACAGGCAUUUUUGUGUAGGCAGACUAAUGAACAACCUCCAACGACUCCUCCCCCUCCUCCUCCUUCUCCUUGUAUAAACGACGAUUGGAAAUAUUUUAAUGGAUAUUGCUACAAACUAGGCGAUAUGGGAAGUUGGGCUGAUGGUAGAAUGUCCUGCGAAAUGGCUGGAGCUACUUUAGCAUCUAUUCAUGGCGAAGAUGAAAACAAGUUCAUAUAUGAGUUAGGAAAGGGAAAAAUAGGAGAUAUUUGGAUUGGAGCAGUCAAAAUUGGUGGUAUUAAUGGAACAUUUAAAUGGAUAGAUGAUACGGCAUUUGGUAAUUAUAAAAACUGGGCCAAAGAUGAACCCAAUGAUGAUGAUGGUAGGUCAAUUUGUGUGGAAAUGUAUACGGGAACUUACGAAACAGGCAAAUGGAACGACCACUUGUGUGAUAAGAGAUGCAAUCAUAUUUGUAAAAUGCCAGUUCCUAAUAAUGCUUCAACGGCAACACCCUCUACAACUGUACCACCAGUUCCAACUCGGAUGACAAAAACUACACAGGUCAAACCAACUGAUCCCGGAAAACCGCCAGUUCGUUCAACAAUAUCGCUAAGACCUUCACACUUUACGGAUCCAAUUAGAAGGACUAGAGGUCCUGGAGAAAAACAAACUUCAGGUCUAUCUGGAGGAGCUAAAGGAGGAAUAGCCUUCGCUGUAGUAUGCUUACUCUUAGCAGUAAUUUGUAUUGGUCUUUUCGUCGCCAGAAGAAAAAAUAAAAUUCCUCAAAGUAUUUUAACAGUUGCUGAAGGAAGAGGCUCUGGUAUUACUAAUCCAGGCUAUGGACAGUUAAAUUAA
Molecule: messenger RNA, 5164 nt
Organism: Dimorphilus gyrociliatus
Lineage: Eukaryota; Metazoa; Annelida; Polychaeta; Dinophilidae
Source: the annotation of a GenBank genome assembly